Molecule: messenger RNA, 2739 nt
Organism: Spathaspora passalidarum NRRL Y-27907
Lineage: Eukaryota; Fungi; Ascomycota; Pichiomycetes; Serinales; Debaryomycetaceae
Exons: 1
Coding region: 1-2739 (912 amino acids)
Biological process (GO): positive regulation of transcription by RNA polymerase II; axonogenesis; neuron fate specification
Cellular component (GO): nucleus
Molecular function (GO): cis-regulatory region sequence-specific DNA binding; DNA-binding transcription factor activity, RNA polymerase II-specific
Source: RefSeq, a predicted model, not a curated record
AUGACUAGCCAUGGACAACUGCCCCAGAAACUGCAACAACAUUCCCUGACUGGGAAGCAAAACAAUCAUCCUCAAGGUUAUCAUAAAUCGUUUGCAUCAUCGUCAGGCUCGUCACUUUCGUCUCACAAAUCGUCGCUGCCAUUUAGUUCGUCGACAUUCUCCAAAAUGAACUACAAUAAAAGCACUAGUUCUACAAGCACAAAUACCCCCAUAAGACCUUCAAACGAAUACAUGUAUUAUCAAAGUCAACCAGAACUCAAGUCUUCUACUUAUAGAUCGGUGUCUGAGACUUACCAUAAUCGUGGUUCGGCUGACCAGUUGUCCCAGCAACCACACCAUUUACAUCUUCCAUACCAGCAACAGCUGCAACACCAACAGAGAAAUCCAUCCAAACAGUCACAUGCAGAAUUUGACGAAAAGCGGGUCCCAUCGGCACCAUUGCAUGAUUAUGCAGAACACCAAGAAAUUUCCUAUGCAAGAUCAGCUAGUUUACCAACAAAUCCAUAUAAUCUGCAUAACAACGCAUCUUAUUCUCAACACCAGCAAUACCAACAACCUUACCAAAAACCCAUAAAAGAAGAAUCGGAACAAGACUUGGUAAAAUCCAAUUAUAGUUCAUCCCCUAAUAAAAAUGUUAAAAAUUUAAAGCUUAAUUUACACGAUCAAUCAAAUUAUCAUCCAGUAACACAAAGUCAUCAAUCCCAAGAAGCUUUACAAAAUCCAUACCAAACCAACAGCACAGCACAUACUCAAACAAAACCAGCCGUUCUGUCACCUUUAUCACCAAACGAGUUUCAACAACAACGCCCACCAGCUAAAACUCCAGGUUCGUCAGCAACAAAAAUCAGUUCACCCAUGACACCUAACUCACAGUACACUGCCGGCUUCCGUUCUACAUCCUCCCUGAUGGCUUUUGCUGGUUAUCAUCACCCUCCAGUACAUCAUGUAGGUUCUCCAAGAUUGACUCCAACACAAACAAAGAUACAUGCCGUACCUGGUUUACCUCUGCUGCCUUCGCAUCCUGAGUUACAAGGAGUUUCACGUGAUAUUAAGUUGAAGAAUGCAUUAGAAGAUUUGCAUACCGAUAACCCCAGAUCCACAACGCCACAAAGUUAUGACGAUAAGGACGAUGGAUAUUUCAAUCAAGUGCAUCAUCAGCAACAACAACGCAGUCACAACCCAUAUGCAAGAACAAGAGAAUCAGAUGAAUCAAGUGGUGUGCCAGCACGAGAAUUUUCAGCUCAAGAAACCUCGUCAUCUUCUCUUUCAACCACAAUACCAACCGACUAUUCCUAUCAUGAACCAGGUGCUAGUGUGACCAAUGUUCCUUCAUUAUACUCGUUUGAACAAGGGUCAAGUGGGUAUUCACAAGAUGAGAGAUCUUCUCUUAGUAGAACGAUCCAUCAGUUUGAACACACAGCCCAAGCCAGUCCUUCAUAUACAUUUGUUAAAGGUGAAGCUUUAUCACCCACCAACAAUUAUGAAGGCUCCCCUUCAUCUUCACAUUACCUUCGUCAAUUGAACCCCGACAGUAGUUCAGGUGUACGGAUGAGUCAGUUAUCUAUGGUUAGUUCAAUUAUUUCCAAUGAUUUAGUUUAUCAAAGUAAUGUAAACCAAUCUGAAGACGAUGACGACAGGAACGAAGAGGAAGAUGAGAUUGAUAGAGAAUUAGAGAGACAAUUAGCUAGUUUGAAAAUGGGUUCUGCAAAUGUGUAUGCUCCUGCAAGUGUUAAGCGUAAACCUCCGGUUCCUGAAGUACGUGUUGAUUUGAUUCACUCACCCGAAAGAAAACCUCCAAUUCCUGAAGUACGUGUUGAUUUGGUUCAAUCGCCCGAAAGAAAACCUCCAAUUCCUGAGGUGAGGAUUGAAUUAGCUGAUUCACCUGAAGUAGUUCAAGAACCACAAUUCCAACUGCAAUUUAAUACAGAAGUUGCGAAACAUGAAUUACCAGAGGAAGAAGAUCUUGAUGACGACUUGAAUUCAAUUGAAUCGACACCACCACUUUCACUUUCACAUUCAAGCAAACAUUCGUCAAAUGACAAAACCUACGUAGAGCCAGAUCCACCAAUUAAAAUCCCAGAAUUAGACGACGCAGUACCUCCGCUUCAGCCUAAAACUCACUCAAUUGAAGAAGAGCUUAAGAACAUGAACUUUGAAAUCAAAUCUACUAAUGAAUCACCUUCAAUGUACAUUAAUCAAACCAAUGUUGCUGACAACGUGACGGGACCAACUGAUAUCUCACCAUAUACGCCAGCAUCUACUUCAUCUUCCAUUAACCCAGCCCCGGCUGGAACAGGCCCAUGUCGUGGUUGUUUUUUUGAAAUUGAUCCUCAUGCUAAAGGUUCCAAUAAGGCAAUCUUUUCCACAAUGGGUGAACUUUCGGGGCAAUGGCAUAGGAAAUGCUUCAAAUGUUCAUUCCUUAACUGUGAUUUGCAUUUUACAAAACAUAUUCCAUGUUAUGUGCUCAAUGAUAAUCCAUAUUGUAAUCAACAUUAUCAUAUGCUCAACCACACCAUGUGUGAAAAUUGUAUGGAGGGAAUUGAAGGAGAAGCCAUUCAAAAUGAAACGGGACAAAUGUGGCAUUUGGAUUGCUUGAGGUGUACAGUUUGUCGUGAUGUUAUAAACAACGACUAUUACUUGAUUGACGGUGUAAUUGUAUGUGAAGCUGAUGUUGGAAAGGUUACUAAACAUGGAAACAAUUCUAUAGAGAAAAGAAAGACCAGAAUCUUUCAUGUAUAA